Messenger RNA from Ictidomys tridecemlineatus (thirteen-lined ground squirrel), 2610 nucleotides. NCBI's taxonomy places the organism in Eukaryota, Metazoa, Chordata, Mammalia, Rodentia, Sciuridae. The record is from RefSeq and is a predicted model, not a curated record.
AGUAAAUUACGUACAGCCGUGGUUCCACUUGUUUGGUUCCCCCCCACACACACACUAAACCGUGGAAUUCUAGAAGGAAUUUUUAAAGCACUAGGGCAUUUUCCCGGCCUGGACCUCAAUGCUAACAGGGCUCAGCGGACCCCUGGCUUUCGCGGCGAAGACGUUCCCUCACGGAAUAGGGAAAGCUAGGCCAGCACACGGGAGACCUGGCCGGGAACAGGACGAACUCUCCAGUAGCUAAGCGACCAGAGUGUCGGGAUUCCUCCAUGCCCGGCUGGGGCGUUCGCGAGCUGUGUUCAGACAGCGCAGACUGCGGGAAGCGGGUGCAGCUGCUCUUACUGAGAGGAACAAGGUCUAGGCCCAGUCUGGCCUUGAACUUGCAAUAUUCCUCCCUCUGUGUUCCCAGUCACUAGGAAUUACAGAGCUGUGGACGACAGUGCGUUGGGGUUCACCAGCCCCCAAGAGAAGGCUUGGCAGUAUCCUAAGACCAGUUUUCCUAGGACCCGAUUCCUGGUUGGAUUGCAAUAUUGUGCCUCCACCAACAAAAUAGUGCACAGACUGAAAAAUCGCAGCGACCUUCUCCCUCCCCUCGUCCUCCACACAUAUCCCCAAGGCCGCUGCCCUGGAGACUGUCCACCAAGUUUCUGGAACCGUCCUGGCUGCAGUUUUGUGUGGCCAGAGGGUUUGGGACUAUGGUUAAAACGGAAUCCGGCGCUGCUCUUUUUCCCCUUCCCAGCUCUGAAACCUAUUGGCUCUUCCUCCAGUCUUCUCCCACCAGAUCUUUCCACUUAAACCCAACUUAUUGCCUUCCAGAAUCCAGACAGAACAAGGAAGCGUAAAGACUGCGGAAUCCGGAAGCUUGGUGCUGGGACCCGACCUUUCCCGGGAGCCACCGAAAGUCGAUUUAAACAAACAACAAAUAAACCCCCGGAGUGGAGGGUCCUGUAGAGGGCGGAGGACGCGAGAACAGAAGAGCGCGAGCUCUCCGGGGGCGGGACGAUUAGAAUCUUCCCGCCGGCGCGCUUUCGGUUUUCAAUCUGGUCCGCGGCUCUCGUAUAACGGCGCAGGCCGCGGCCCCCCAAGGACAGACCUCGGAGCGCAGCAGCCAUGUCUGGGAGAGGAAAGGGCGGCAAGGGCCUGGGCAAGGGCGGCGCCAAGCGCCACCGCAAGGUGCUGCGGGACAACAUCCAGGGCAUCACCAAGCCCGCCAUCCGCCGCCUGGCCCGCCGCGGCGGCGUCAAGCGCAUCUCCGGGCUCAUCUACGAGGAGACCCGCGGCGUGCUCAAGGUGUUCCUGGAGAACGUGAUCCGCGACGCCGUCACCUACACGGAGCACGCCAAGCGCAAGACGGUCACGGCCAUGGACGUGGUCUACGCGCUCAAGCGCCAGGGCCGCACCCUGUACGGCUUCGGAGGGUGACCUGCUGCCCGCGCUCCAGCUCCACCUCCAAAGGCCCUUCUUAGGGCCAACCACGUACUCCACAGAGAGUUGUGCACUUGGGUGCCAGGCGACGAAGCCGGGAGGCGAUCCUGUAGGUACCGUUGCCAGGGGAGAAACUGCAAGCCCCAGGCCCCGACUUGAUAGCAAGUGGCUUUCCAUUUGUGGGUGGUUUGCUCUUUUCUUUGAAAAACGAGCUGUGCUUUAGGCCUAAGCACUACCCUGGAAGUUGUUAUGUAGUCUUGUCACGGCUUGGCGCUACCCUGACUAUGAUGGCUGUGGGGAGUAGGACCGACCCUGUGAUUCUAGUCCAAGGCUGGCCUGUGAGCUUCAGCGACUUUUGGGGGCUUCAUUUUCCACCACUUAACAAAAAGGGAGGGGGUCAGGUCCUUUAGAUCACAGGUGACUCAGGUAUGUGGCUUGUUAGAACCUGUUUUAUUUAGCUUAGAAUGGGGCAUCUGCAGGAACAUGCUCACCAUCAAUAUAGAAGGUGCAGUUUAAUUUUGACAAAGCAAAACCAAAAAAUGAUUGUCUGGAGCAAAGUACAGUAAGCCAUUCUCUAUACUUCCGUUUGUCCUAAACUGUCCUGAUUUGUAUUGAACAUUGCAGCUAUUAACAUUUGCAUGUAAAAGUUCUGGGUUGUGUGUGUGUGUUUGCAUUAUGGGCUUAUAUUACAGCAAAAAUUAGCCUAUGUAUGUAAUUUAGAGAAUUCGGUAAAAACCCAAAAGAUAAUCACUAUAUUAGCUGCUCUUAGCAACAAACACUUGAGGGUUAACUACGUUUAAUACAUGGUGAUUCACAAUGGAGAUAUCAGCAAAGUAAGGGAUACAAGAUUUGCCCUUCAGGAACUUAAACAGAACAGGAAAAAAGAAAUACACAAUACAUAAAUAUAUACAUACUUAUAUAACAUAAGAAGUCUAGUAGUACAAGAAGCAUAUAUUCACUAUGAUGAGAAAUAUAGACAAUAAUAACUAUAGAAAUCCUAAUGCUCUAGAAGUCUUUUGGUGCAGGCAAAUUGGGGAAAGCUUGGACAUGAUGGUGGUUGGGUUGGGGGGUGUUCAAUCUUUGAAAAAAGCAGAAUGCCUGGCAUUCUACUGGAGAAGACAGUAGAUGGGUGGGGAGGGAGUGGCAAAAAAUAACAUUUUCCAGCUAAGAAAUAAAAGGCUUCUAUGA